Messenger RNA from Trichoplusia ni (cabbage looper), 1096 nucleotides. RefSeq lists its product as uncharacterized. The record is from RefSeq and is a predicted model, not a curated record. The transcript has 2 exons. Bases 61 to 465 code for a protein of 134 amino acids. Lineage: Eukaryota; Metazoa; Arthropoda; Insecta; Lepidoptera; Noctuidae.
AACCUAGCGAAGUUAGUCACUCGCGACAUGCGAACGUAGACGAUCGUUUGCAUUUGUAAAAUGGCGGAAAAGAAACCGAAACAGGGGGAACUCAGUGAGGUCAAGGUGGAGGUGAUAAGGGUGAAAGAGAGGAGGGUCACGCACCCAGGGGACUACGAGAGGGAGGACAAAGUGGAAAAAGUGCAUAGGAAGGUGACCAGCCGGUCCAACGACUUUGUGUAUGUUAAUUCCGCAUACGUUGGAAGUUUAAACAGUGUUAACGAAGGACCUUAUGAAAGACCCACCAGUGUGAUUCGGGAGCAGUAUUGGGCUUGCUCAAAAUGGUCCUUCGCGAAGAAAGUUCUCGCGAUUGCUCUGGGCCUAUUCCUAGGGGCAGUCAUAGGCCUGGGAGUCACCAUGACGAUAAAGGGAGUCAGGGCAGACGAGGUCAUUGAAGACAUGUUCAGGAACUCCGCUCCGGAUUAAGAGGAACAGGGAUACUAUCCCCAAGCCUGGAUACAUGGAUAUGCUAUAAGGAUAAAUAGACAUACUUAGUGAUAAUUGAACUGUUUGUAUAUUUAUAGUAUUAAGAUUGUAAUUAAUAUAGUUGAUAAGUUGCUAAGGAAACAAAAUAACUUAAAGAUGAGCUUAUCUGUCGCUCUACUCCUUUGUCAUGUGACGUCAUCGUUUGUCGUGACACUCGGUUUUGAUCUCGUCCUGUUUAGUGACGAAACUUACGUUUAUGAUAUCUGGAAAUUAACGUUAUGGUAUUUGGCCAUUAGUCCAAAAAUGAUCGAAGUAUCGAAUGUUUUCAUAUCGGCAGUUGUUUUUACAUAAUUGAGAUAAGUUGAAAAUUUUGUUUGUUGUUAUCAAAAUCCGCUACAUACUAGGUUUUAUCGAACGAUACCAAAGAUUAACUUUCAAAUUCGUGAGAGACGAGAGAUAUAACGGUUUAUCUGUUUUAAAUAAUCGGUUAUCGUCACGGUAGAGUGCUAUGUGUGUAGUGGGUUUUAAAUUCGUUUCUGGGAUAUUAUAUCUUAGCUAUAAUUUUUAUAGGUGAAGGUAUAUUACCAAGAAAAACCAGGCUCCUAUAGCGUACAAUUAGACUAAAUAAGUA